GAUUAGCUGUCGUGAUUUGCUGUUGUUACACUUGUGGGCUAACGUUAUGAAGGUCUCUUUGACCCUCGUCACAGCGCUUGCCCUGCUGGCGACUACGUGUCAUUCACGACCCAGUGACGAGGAGUACUGCCCAGAGAGCUGCCCCCCGCUGAUUCUUCACGUCUGCAGGCAGCACGUGUUUAGCCGCAAGUACUACAAGUUCAGCCACCCGUGUCGUUUGAGGCAGUGCGAGUGCAAGAAUGACACACCUUUCUAUUCGGUGGACCUUCACCACUGCAACGGCCUUUCGCUAGACUACUGUCCACCACGCAACGACUGGGACACAGUGAGCUCCGAGAGCUCCGAGUGACACAAGAAGAGAACAAUAAGCCAACAAUCGACUGUCUACUGCCUUUUCGUUUCACAGACAAUGUCUCGACUAACUAAGCGGACUUGUAUAGUUAAUUUCUAAGAAAAGUUAGUAAAAUGUUAAGUACACUUGACUGAAAUCUCACUGUUCUCAGUCUUUAUUCUUUAUAGAACAAAUAUUUACAAGAGUGGAGGAUAAUUCACUCUCUGAGGUACAGCAUUCAGAAUUAGCAUACAUGUUGAAUGACCGUGCCAUCCGACGAAGAGUGUGUUCGACUCUAAGACUUGAGAUGACAGCAGAUGUCUUAUGUAUAUGAUUUGUCUGUCACAACAAAUGCAAAAAUAGCUCUCGUCUGAAUGGACUGAUAAUUUUAUAUCUUCAUGAGACUUUUAUUUAGUAAUAUAAAACUAUUUCAAAUCUUAAAGUGAAGUCAGUGAAAUAAGGUAUGAUGUAAAUGGCAAUUACU
Molecule: messenger RNA, 815 nt
Organism: Schistocerca cancellata (South American locust)
Lineage: Eukaryota; Metazoa; Arthropoda; Insecta; Orthoptera; Acrididae
Exons: 3
Coding region: 47-349 (100 amino acids)
Source: RefSeq, a predicted model, not a curated record